AUGGCGCCUGAAGAUCUAGCCAAGUCCGACGACGAUAGUGCGAGCCAGUCUUCUCUGGAUUCCUUCGAAAUGGACGACUCACACAUGACCGAAGAACCGUACAUGCGACCAGGCUGGCAGCAGCACCAUCCUGCCCAGGACAUGAAUUUCGAGGCAACCUCCCGCACAGAUCCAUCGACGUUGGCAAUUUACAAGAAUCUCGUCAUUCUCAAUGCGGAUUCUAAUGAAGCCUCCGCACCUUGGAUCAGACUUCUGCGAAUCGAGGCAGGGCAACCAGGCCAUCCGAUUCAUUGCACGUUAUUGAAGCACCAGCUCUGGGAAGACAGAGAGUACUCUGCGCUGUCCUGGUCCUGGGGGCAACAGCCACGCUCCAGGACGAUCUCCAUCAAUGCCGCACAAAUUCCCUUCUCCGUAACGGAACAUUUGUGGACCGCUCUCGACAAGUUGAGGAGUACGUACAGCAGUACCACCAUCUGGAUAGAUGCCAUCUGCAUUGAUCAGGAGAACUUCGUGGAGCGAGCCGCGCAAGUCGGCAUCAUGGCUCAGAUUUAUAACGGCGCAAGCAAAGUCAUGGUAUGGUUGGGUAGCUCAGGGCAUCCUCAAGGUCAAACAUCAAUGGUUGAGCGUUUCUCAUCGCUUUGCAAUCAAUCUUCGCCGUGGUGGAAAAGACUUUGGGUGGUGCAAGAAUGCGCUUAUGCCCAGGCAUGUCCCCUUCUCAUGAUUGACGACGAUCAAAUCAGCAUGAGGGCUUUCAUCAGAAUAUUGGACGAUAGGCUGGCUCAUUCAAAUUCGCUAGGGAACACGUUGAGUGGGAGACCUGGAAGUUUGAGUGCAAACCUCGAGCUUCUUCGAAUGCCUUUCGAAGCCUGGAUGACCGGAACAGAGCGAAACCGACAUCGUAUGCCACUCGUGGAGCGACUGCGACAGACGUCCGGACGAGAGUGCAAAGACCCGCGUGAUCGCAUAUACGCUCUGUUGGGGCUGAUAGAUGAGGUCGAAGCACGCUUGAUCAAACCCGACUAUCGAAAAUCGUACCCGGAUUUGUUGCUCGACGUUGCUCAAGCUCUCGAUCAUUAUCCGUAUAGCAGCAUCAAGGGCUGUGAGAGUGCUUUAGAUGAAUUGAUCGAAGAGGAAGACCUCAUUUCGAGUGUCCUGGAGCGACGAGCUUGGCUGCGGCAGCGCAAUGCCCCACUCGCGGCAAUAUCGCUGGAACAGCACCGCUCAAUCAAAAAGGAUAUCCAGCGGUCAAGACUGGGAGCUCGGAAGCCGUUCAUCAACUUCUAA
This is a messenger RNA of Zymoseptoria tritici IPO323, 1284 nucleotides long. RefSeq lists its product as uncharacterized. NCBI's taxonomy places the organism in Eukaryota, Fungi, Ascomycota, Dothideomycetes, Mycosphaerellales, Mycosphaerellaceae. Bases 1 to 1284 code for a protein of 427 amino acids. The transcript is spliced from 2 exons. The record is from RefSeq and is a predicted model, not a curated record.